AGGUACAUACAUACCUAACCUAGUACAGUACUAGGUACUAGGUAUCAGGGCUCCAUUGAAUUUUUUGGUGCGGCUCAAGCUAGACGGAUCUGAUCUAAAGAUUCAUUCAUUUGUUCCCCUUCCUUAAUCAGGAGGACAUGUUUACUACACGCCUAAUAUAUUAAAAAAACAAAAAGGACAGUCCUAGACGAAUUCAGGAAGGGAUUGAGUGGUUGAUUAAUCAAUUGGCUGGCGAACGACCCUCAAAAUGGUGCGCGUAAAGCCUCUUCUCAGACCGCAGCAACUGCGCACCGCUCUAGCGCCUAUGACCUGCCGCUCCGCAUUCCUCCAGCCGUCCACACAACCGAUCCGAGCAGCCUCCUCCGCAGCAGCCACCCCACCAGCGCCCGCAUCCUCCCGGAUCCCCGAGAUACCGCGGCCCACACCCUUCAUCCCCGAUGUCCAGACCUUCCUCACCGUCAUCGGCCGCGGCCUAAGCCAGCACGUCUCCAAGUUCCCCACGUGGGAGGCGCUGUUCUCCCUCUCGUCCGAGCAGCUGCGCGAGCUCGGCAUCGAGCCGCCCCGGACACGGCGCUACCUCAUACAAUGGCGUCAGCGGUUCCGGCGGGGUCAGUUCGGUAUCGGCGGCGACUUGCAGCACGUCGUGGACGGGAAGGCGGACCUCAAGGUCCUGGAGUCGUAUAGGGACGUCGCCAAGCCGCACAAGUACGUGGUGAACGUGCCGCAGGGAAAGCGCCUCAAGGAGUGCGGCCUCGAGGAGAUAUCCAGGGUGAACGGGUACAAGGUCCAGGGCGCCAAGACAAUAGUAGGCCCUUAUGCGCUUCCGCUACAAGGAGGCGAGGGCGUCCGAGUCUCCAUUACCGAGGGCAUGUGGGAGGACCGCCGCGGCCACAAGAUCGACGGUGGUGAGAGAAGGCAGACCGAGAUUCGCUACAAGAAGCGUGUCGCCGAGCGCCGGGAGAUGCGGGAACGGGGCGAGCUGUAGAAGAAGAAGCUGCCCAGGCAAGCCUUACUGUAACUCUACUUGUCCAUAUACCAGAAGCGCAGAGUUCUGCACAUAUCCUACAUCAACUUAAAAAAAAUUUAAAGUAAAAUCCCUGU
Hypoxylon fragiforme is the source of this 1101-nucleotide messenger RNA. RefSeq names its product IGR protein motif-domain-containing protein. The record is from RefSeq and is a predicted model, not a curated record. Gene Ontology annotation, cellular component: mitochondrion. The transcript has 2 exons. NCBI's taxonomy places the organism in Eukaryota, Fungi, Ascomycota, Sordariomycetes, Xylariales, Hypoxylaceae. Bases 248 to 985 code for a protein of 245 amino acids.